Messenger RNA from Orbilia oligospora ATCC 24927, 405 nucleotides. RefSeq lists its product as uncharacterized. The transcript has a single exon. Lineage: Eukaryota; Fungi; Ascomycota; Orbiliomycetes; Orbiliales; Orbiliaceae. The record is from RefSeq and is a predicted model, not a curated record. Bases 1 to 405 code for a protein of 134 amino acids.
AUGUACAUGCCAACAUCCCGCAGUUUGCUUACCACUUUCGCUUCGGCGAUCUUGGCUAGCUCGCUGGUACAAGCGGCCUCCAACAUGGUUCCUGACUAUGAGGUCAAGCUCCUCAUGAACCCCACAGUCGUUCUUGGAACUGACAACAAGCUCACACCGACUGUCCUUUCUACCUUCGGCAUGCCCACGACGGUGACAAAGAUGAACGUCCAGUUCCUCGAUAAGAACAACAAAGAGAUCUACAAUGCCGGUUGGAGUCCACGUAUCCGCAAGACCGAGGGCGAGAGUGACUUCGAGCUCACAUACAAGAAGCGGUACCCCGUUACCGGUGGCGAUAUUGACGCCGCCCUUACAACCGCGAAUACCGAAGGGUUCGACUCCAGCGAUACAAACUAUGACGCAUAG